UCGGUCCGGAAUUCAGCGCAGAGUGAUGCCAGUCCCAGUCACAUUUAGUCAAGGAAUAAUUCACUUUUACCUCCUCUGUCAUUUAAUCUAAUCAAGUGAUCCAGUUUUACUUGCAGACACACACAAAGGCGCAACUUCAGGCCAUGCGCUCUAUGUGAACAUCUGCGCAAAGACGCACAGACUGAAAUACAUUUGACAGCUCACCAACUGGACUUUGGAGUGGACAUGUGAAGAAAUGGAUAUGCAGCCUCUUCUUAUGAUCAAAAUGCGAUUUGACAUCAUCGUCGUCCUCAUCCUUACUGCUGUGAUUGUUCCUCUGUGCACCUCGCAGUCAGUGUGUCCUGGCACUGAUAACAAGCUCAGCACACUGUCAGAUUUGGACCAGCAGUACAAAACUCUUCGCAAGUUCUACGAGAAUUGUGAGGUGGUCAUGGGUAAUCUGGAGAUCACCAGUAUUGAAAGAAACCGCAACCUGUCUUUCCUCAGGUCCAUCCGUGAGGUGACGGGUUACGUGUUGGUGGCUCUGAAUCAGUUCGACUAUCUUCCUCUGGAGAACCUGCGGAUCAUCCGUGGCACUAAACUGUAUGAAGGACGCUACGCUCUGGCCAUCUUCCUCAACUACAGACGAGAUGCCCACUUUGGCCUUAGACAACUCGGCCUCAAGAACCUGACAGAAAUCUUGAAUGGAGGUGUGUAUGUGGAUCAGAACAGGUUCUUGUGCCAUGCUGACACCAUCCACUGGAAUGACAUCAUCAAGAACCCACGUUCUGAACUUCUGGUGGUUCCUUCCAACAACAGUGGCAACUCAUGCAGACGGUGUCACAGAUCUUGUAAUGGACGUUGCUGGGGUCACCAGGAAGACCAGUGCCAAAGCUUGACAAAAACGGUGUGUGCAGAGCAGUGUGAUGGACGCUGUUUUGGGCCGUACGUCAGUAACUGCUGCCACCGUGAAUGUGCAGGAGGCUGUUUUGGACCCAAAGAUACAGACUGCUUCGCUUGUACCAACUUUAAUGACAGUGGGGCCUGUGUGACACAAUGUCCUCAGCCAUUCGUCUACAAUCCCACAACCUUCCAGCUCGAACACAAUCCCAACGCCAAAUACACCUAUGGAGCUUUCUGUGUCAAGAAAUGCCCACAUAACUUCGUGGUGGAUCACAGCUCUUGUGUCAGAGCCUGUCCGAGCAACAAGAUGGAGGUGGAGGAAAACAACAUCAAGAUGUGCGUCCCGUGCACUGACAUCUGCCCGAAAGUGUGUGAUGGUAUAGGUACCGGCAGUCUUCAAACGGCUCAAACUGUAGAUUCCAGCAACAUUGAUAAGUUUGUCAAUUGCACCAAGAUCAAUGGCAACCUCAUCUUCCUCAUCACAGGCAUCAAAGGGGACAUGUUUCAUGGUAUAAAAGCUCUGGACCCUGAUCGGUUAAAUGUAUUCCGCACUGUCAGAGAAAUCACAGGUUUCUUGAACAUCCAGUCUUGGCCAGAAAACAUGACAGAUCUUGGUGUUUUUUCAAACCUUGCCACCAUUGGAGGACGCUCUCUUUAUAGUGGUAUUUCUCUGCUGAUCCUAAAACAGCGCUGGAUCUCUGCGCUGAAGUUCCAGUCUUUGAGAGAGAUCAGCGCCGGUAACGUCUACAUGACCAACAACAGCCAGCUCUGCUUCUACAACACAGUGAACUGGACCAGUCUGUUCCACACCAGCACCCAGAGAGCUCUGAUCAAGAACAACAGGGACCCAAGAGAGUGUACUAAUGAACAGAUGGUUUGUGAUCCGUUGUGUUCAGAGGGAGGAUGCUGGGGUCCCGGUCCAGACCAAUGUCUCUCAUGCAAAUACUUUAGCCGAGGAAGGACAUGUGUCAAGUCCUGUAAUUUAUAUAAUGGGGAUGUUCGAGAGUACGCCAAUGGCUCGGUUUGUGUUGAGUGUGACAGCCAGUGUGAAAAAGCCGGAGAGAAAAGUUUGACCUGCCAUGGCCCGGGGCCAGAUCACUGUCUGAAGUGCUUGCAUCUCAAAGACGGACCCAACUGUGUAGAGAAAUGCCCUGAUGGUCUGCAGGGAGCAAACAGCUUCAUCUUCAAAUAUGCUGAGACCAACAAUGAGUGCCAUCCCUGCCACCCCAAUUGCACCCAGGGUUGUAGUGGACCCCGAGUACAAGAUUGUGCUGGCAUGUUGGACAGGACUCCUCUGAUUGCAGCUGGGUUAAUCGGGGGUCUCUUUGUGAUGGUCAUCAUAGCUCUGGGUGUGGCCGUUUACAUCCGCAGAAAGAGCAUUAAGAAAAAGAGAGCUUUACGUCGUUUCCUGGAGACUGAGUUGGUGGAGCCAUUGACCCCCAGUGGUACCGCGCCAAACCAAGCCAAGCUGCGUAUAUUGAAGGAAACUGAACUUAAGAGAGUCAAGAUUCUGGGAACUGGAGCCUUUGGCAUGGUCUAUAAGGGAAUCUGGGUUCCAGAAGGGGAAACUGUGAAGAUUCCAGUGGCUAUAAAGAUACUCAAUGAAAGUACAGGACCUAAAGCCAAUGUGGAGUUUAUGGAUGAAGCACUGAUCAUGGCCAGCAUGGAGCAUCCUCAUCUAGUGCGUCUUUUGGGGGUCUGCUUGAGUCCCACUAUUCAGCUGGUAACUCAGCUCAUGCCCCAUGGCUGCUUGCUGGACUACGUACAUGAACACCAGGAGAACAUCGGCUCCCAGCUGCUGCUCAACUGGUGUGUGCAGAUCGCAAAGGGUAUGAUGUACCUGGAGGAGAGGCGGCUGGUGCACAGGGACCUCGCGGCCCGUAAUGUCCUGGUAAAAUCUCCAAACCACAUCAAGAUCACUGAUUUUGGACUUGCUCGACUGCUGGAUGUUGAUGAAAAGGAGUAUAAUUCCGAUGGAGGCAAGAUGCCCAUCAAGUGGAUGGCCCUGGAGUGCAUUCAUUACAGGAAGUUCACACAUCAGAGUGAUGUAUGGAGUUAUGGGGUGGCUAUCUGGGAGCUGAUGACUUUUGGAGGAAAGCCCUAUGAUGGGAUUCCCACACGUGAGAUUCCAGACACCUUGGAGAAGGGCGAACGUUUGCCCCAGCCACCCAUCUGCACCAUAGAUGUUUAUAUGGUGAUGGUGAAAUGCUGGAUGAUUGAUGCUGACAGUCGGCCUCGUUUUAAAGAACUUGCUGCAGAGUUCAGCCGCAUGGCACGAGACCCUCAGAGAUACCUCGUCAUACAGGGGGAUGACCGCAUGAAGCUGCCCAGCCCCAGCCACAGUAAGUUCUUCCAGAAUAUUCUGGACGAGGAGGAGCUGGAUGACCUGAUGGACGCUGAGGAGUACUUGGUUCCUCAGACCUUUAAUAUCACUACCUCUUCACACACAUCAAGACCACCAAUGGAUACCAGUAAGACACAACUGAGGUGUCAUGAGAGAGUUUUUAGCCCAGAAGACGGGAUGGGGGCUUGUUCCCGUGAAACUUCUGGAUCAGUGAGUGGCAUAUUCCUCCCUGGUAGCACACAAGGUAUGGGUCAUGACACCCUUGAGGAACAACAGUGUAAUGGGAGUUUGAAGAAACAGCCCGUGUCCAGCUCAGGAGACGACUGCGAUGGCCAACGCUAUAGCGCUGACCCAACUGUCUUUCUCGGAGAUAGGAAUCCAAAGACCACUGAUGGAGAUGGGUACAUGAGCCCUAUGAACAAGUCAUCCUCAGACCAUCUUAGUCCUGUUGAGGAGAAUCCUUUUGUAAACCAACGGAAAAAUGAAAAUAUUAAUGCACUGGACAACCCGGGUUACCACAGCACCCCUGAUAGGAAACCCAAGGGAGAAGAUGAGUAUAUCAACGAACCCCUAUACCUAAACACAUACAAUAACAUUAGUGGUACAAACCCACUACGGAUGACAACAGCAGCCAACACCGCAAGUAGCCACGUUAUCCUCUCAACACAAACUUGGAAAGCCCACCACCAUGGCCAGGGAACACAUGUUCAUUUCGCUGUUCCACCUGUUCAACCCCCCCAAACUAGAUCGAUGAGCCAAAAUGGCCAGCAUUCCCAGUCGCCACAUGGUGCCGAAUCCAAUUCCUCUAGCAUGUCUGGCAAUCCCUCCUUGUUAACCCAAAUCUCCCUUGUCAGCCAACAGAUCCAACCUUGUCUUGCAAGUCAGUCUGGCUCUUCAACCCAUUUGGCUCAAGCAGUAAAAUCUGCAGUCACUAGUAAAAGUAUAUCCGGCCUUCCCGGCCACCUUGUCUAUCCAGGUAACAUGCUUCAAGCAGGUCAUACUGGGACUGUAAUGGUCGACAGGAAGUCACAGAAGAACUUUGAUUAUCCUGACUACUGGCAGCAUAGUCUACCACCCAAAGUGACUCAGCCAAACCCUCAAGACCCAACGCAAGUGUGCAAAAGCAAACCUCUCUACAGCCACAGCAUCCGAAGUCGCAUCGCCGUGGCUGACAGCCCUGAGUAUAUUUCUGAGUUUAACAAGAGACCGGGAACAGUUCUGCCGCCUCCACCGUACCGGCAUAGGAAUACGGUAGUGUAACAACGCAGUUCUAGAGAGCCAGAUUCUCCUACCAGCACAGUACUUCAGGAAUUAAGGAUGGAGACUUAUUGGAUGUUAAAGAAAACUGAUCAACCAAAGUGCCUCUGAACUAUUCCAAAAUCUAUUCCAUCUUUUCUAUUCCAAUAAAUCAGAAUGUAACCAGAUAUACACCAGAUAAUUUAACCAAAAAAUGAACAUCCUGUCACCAUUUAUUCUGUCAUGUCGCUCCAAACAUACUUAUGUUCAAACCCAAAUUAGGAUAUUUUUAAUGAACCCUGAGUGUUUUGUUUUCCUUCCACUGAAAGUCCCAAAAAUAAAAAUAAAAAUAAAAAAAUAGUUACAGCCAAAUGUAUUACUUUUUCUUACUUUCCUAAAGACAACAAUUUACAUUCCUAACAAGUCAAAUUAUUAUUAUAAACACCAUAUACAUUUUGUUUAAUUUAGUUUACUUACUUUAAAUAAAGAUAUCUUCAGAAGACAUUUAUUGUAAUGUCUCUUUAAAAUAUGCACAGAAACACAGAAGAAAAUAUUAAAACCCACAAACAUUUCUGCAGUCAGUAAAGCUAAUAUGUAUUCUGCACAUUGACACAUUGAUGUACUAUCUAGGCUAACUAGUUUAUUUUGUAUCUUUGGGGAUAGUUAUUUGCUUUUAGCCAAACCAGAACUGGAAACCAUCGAUUAGGUCCAAUAUAAAAAUACAAACACCGUAAUUUCACUUUUCCAGUGUACACCAGUGUUACACUCUGGUAUUUAAAAAUGUUCAUUUAGACAUCAUAAAAUGUGCUUGCUUGACUAAUGAGGUUCGUUGAGCUUCUAUUUGUCACAUUUGAUGUUCUGUAUUUAUGUGCAUUGGCCUCUGUUUAUAUGUGAAUAAAAGUCUAAAUGAAACCAUGUCAUGAAGUAUUUAAGUCUUUUCAGAAGAAUUGGCUUAAACCACUCAAUUCAUUUGGAUUUCUUUUUACGAUCUCUAAGUUUUGAUGGAAAUAACUUUCAAUGGAGGGACAAAAAUCUCUCAGGUUUCAUUUAAAAUAUGUUAAUAUGUGAUUUAAGAAGGUUUGGAAGGGCAUGAGGGUGAGUAAAUGAUGAAAGAAUGUUUAAGAAUUUUUGUGCAAACGGACUCUUUACUUCUCACCUGUUUCUCCUAAAGUUAGGACAUUUAAUGUGAGAUUGUGGGAAUUGGUGUCCAACUUGACUAAAAGGAGGGGGAAAACAAUGGGGAAAACACUUGCUCUUGUACCUUUUUUUUUUUUUUUUUGGUAAAAGGCAAUUGAGUUUAUUAUGGUUUAUUUCUGGUGUCGUAAGUUUAGACCAACUGUCUUUUUGACCAUUAUCCAUUCUGUAUUGUUGCUGUUGAUGCUGUAAGCUAUAUUCUCUUCCAUUUUUUUGGCUGAUGGACAUGUAUUACCAAUCUAGGACUCCCCCCAAUGAAACUGGGGUACAUUAACUCUUGUAUGUGAAAGAGACAAUAACGUGGUUUGUAAAUUGGCGUAUCAUCUUGUAAUAUUUAAUUAUUAAUGGACUACUCUGGUUGGUUACCAUUUAUUUUCAGUCAUGUUCUUCUUCACGUUGUUUAAACUUACCAGUUUCCCUCAGUUUUGUACUCGUAUAUAGAAAUUAUAAAAUCUGAUACAGGCAGAGAAAGAGCACACGGGGCAGCCAUACAGCUUCUUGAGCAAACGGGAAAUGAGUGCCUUCCUCAGUGUCACAAAAGAAUCGGUGGACGUGCCAGUGGUGUGAUGUGACCUGGAAUCUUUAACUGCUGUAAAUAUAAGUGAAACCAAUUUGGAUAUUUACUACUGAGCCACCCAUGUUCAAAUAGACUCACCCAGAGCCGGGAACCAUGUAUUGAACAUGUUGUUGUAUUUAAUUCAUCUAGUAAUGAACUUAAUGUCAAUAUUGAUAUUCUGGAAGGCAAUAUUACAGGUGAUGGAGGACACACUACUACUGGUCUCCAAUGGAGAAUUUUUCAGUGUACUCAAGACAGAAAAUACUUUUUUCUGAAAUGUAUCUUGCUCUCAGUGAGAGUGUGACUGUAUUGUGGCCAGGGAGAAACUGUGCAUAUGUUUUAGAAACUGUAAUGGACAUUUGUCAUUACUCAUGUCAGUGUCAUGGCAGAUAAGAAGUUUGGUCCUAUAUGUACCAUGCUAAAACUAUGUGACUGGUUUGCCUCUGACUGAACAGCUAUGGGAGAUGUAUCUACAUUUGUUGGGCUUUUCUGUUAUAUUCUUCUUUCCUUUUUUAUUCUUUCUUUGUACUUUUGUUCGUUUUGGGGCUAUUCCAAAAGAUGCAUCUCAUCCCUGUUGUAAUUCUAUUUGAUGGAAUGACACAAUAAAGGUCUUGUUUGAGAUUUUGAA
Molecule: messenger RNA, 6840 nt
Organism: Carassius gibelio (silver crucian carp)
Lineage: Eukaryota; Metazoa; Chordata; Actinopteri; Cypriniformes; Cyprinidae
Product: receptor tyrosine-protein kinase erbB-4-like
Exons: 27
Coding region: 236-4486 (1416 amino acids)
Biological process (GO): positive regulation of cell population proliferation; multicellular organism development; protein phosphorylation
Cellular component (GO): basal plasma membrane; signaling receptor complex
Molecular function (GO): transmembrane receptor protein tyrosine kinase activity; ATP binding; epidermal growth factor receptor binding
Source: RefSeq, a predicted model, not a curated record